GCAUUACAGGCCAUAGAUACAGUCGAGUUCGUUUUACCUUUGUGUUUCCGUGAUUUCUGAUAUUUGUAUAGCAAUGCGAGCGGUUCUACUAGCGGCUGGUUAUGGGACAAGAUUGGACCGCGAUUUAAGGAAUGAUGAAAGUGGCCUCUACACUCAUCUUAUUGGUGUCCCAAAGCCUCUGCUCCCGAUUGGCCAGCAUCCACUCCUUAGUCACUGGAUCCACAUCUUUAAGCAGUGCAGUGCAAUAUCAACCAUCGUGGUGGUGGUAAAUGAAUUGCAUAAAGAACUAUAUAAAAAGUGGGCAGCAUCUCUUGGUACCAAAGUGAGUAUUGUCAGUGAUGGUUCUGCUUGCAAUGAUCAGAGAUCAGGGGCUGUUGCAUGUAUGCAGCUUGGUUUACAGGAGAAGAAAGAAGAUACGCUGUUCAUUGCAGGAGAUACGUUGUUAAAGAAAGAAUUUUCUCUUGAUGCUGUAAUUAAAGAUUUUCAGAAACUUCAAACAAACAAUAAAGGUGCUUGCUUAAUACUAAGUGCACCAGUUGCAGAAGAAAAUGUAUCUAAAACUGGGAUAAUAGAAUUAUCAGCCAAAGGAAGGGUGACUAGAUUUGUCGAAAAGCCUCAACCGUCAGAAAUUGCAUCAAGGAUCCAGUCUCCAUGCUUUUACAUCAUCUCAAGAGAGGGUUUGCAACAUCUUGAGAUGUUUCUAAAAGAGAAGAAAGACAAGCCCCUAAUGACACGAGAUGCAACAGGAACCUUUAUAUCCGAGCUUAUUCACCGUUCUCCUGUCUACACCUAUCAUGUUAGUAAACGGUAUGAUGUUGGUAAUCUUCAGUCUUAUAUUGACUGUCAUCAAGACUUUUUAAAAGAAACUAUGAAGAGCAACUGUCGUGUGAAACAGUGAGAUUUUAUAAUGGUAGAAUUCAUCUAAAGUCAGAGUUAAAUAUUGAGUACAAUUAUCCAAUGAUUUAUUUUCUUUUAAUGUGAUUUCUGUUUUUCCCUUUAUUUAUUUUGACUUAGGUAUUGCAAUUCAGUGUCAUUAACUGUGACAUGUAUUAACCUUACUGGGUAUAGUUUAGCUUUUCUUAGUAUAUUAUUCAUAUUUCAUGAUAAAAAUGAAUUUAUUUUUAUAAAUUGUGGACUCACAAAGCUAAAAUUUAGUAUAAGCUUCAAGAGACUGUAUUUUAAAAAACUAAGUGUAUAGUUUACAUAAUCAGACUUUCAGUUACUCAUUAUUUUAUCAGAACAAGUAAUUGUAGUAUAUUAUAUUUUAGUUUUUUGUCAGCAGUUUGAAACAGUUAAAGUUUGAGGAGUAACCUAUUGCUGUUGUCUGUGUAUAAAAUACAUUUCCAAAGUUUCUAUUGGGUUUGCCUUUCAGAGGGACAGUGUAAAUUCAUAACCCUCUGUAUCCAUAUAUAGUUUAUUUCAUAAAUUUUGCCAUGGAAGUUAAGUUUAAAAGUGCCCACUACUAAAAAAAAAAGGUACAUUUUAUUUGAUAUAAGAUAUUGUGAAUUCCCUCCAGUCAUCCUUGCAAGAGUAGUUGUCCCAGUUUUUUUUCUGUUCUAGAGUGCCAGAAUCAAUGAGACAGACUUAUUUUAGUCUUAGAGAAUAAGUUUCCAGCUGAUUGGUCAAAGAUGGCCAUGCUCAGGUAUUGGCCACAACAUGUGUCAAAUUUGGUGUUUCUUUCCUGCUUUUCUUGAUGGUAUAGGACCAUGAUUAUGAACUCAUCAGUAACACCUAAAUGUCUAAAGACCAAAGCAGGAGAAGUAUAUGUCAUUCGUAAAGGGUAACUGAUUAGGAUAUUAGAAAAAAAAAUUGUGCCAGUAUAAUUUAUUUUGCACACAAAACUCAUAUUGAAAAUCCAGGUAACCACUUGCAGUAACCUGUUCAUUUAAAAUACUGUAACUGGUAAACUUCAAGUACACGUGUUAUAAUUCCUGAAUAUCAGAUUUAUCCAAGGUUGCAGAAGGAGGUAGAAUGUUUUAUGAGUGUGGAUUUUUUUAACAAAUCAUUUCAUAUUUUUGACCUGGUUCCUGUAACAUACGAAACUGACAAUCAAUAAUGCUUAAUCUGUCAACAAAAUUGCUAACAAAGAUAUUCUGGUUCAAAGAGCACUCCAGCCAAUAUGCUAAGUGUCUUUUACUUGGACAACAAAUAGAUUACUUACGGAUGGGAUCAUAUACAAAUUGUAUAUAAUCUGAACGUCUAUGGCUAUGUUGAUGAAGUCCAGUUAUUAAUGAAUCUAUGAUCUUGA
Molecule: messenger RNA, 2248 nt
Organism: Penaeus monodon (black tiger shrimp)
Lineage: Eukaryota; Metazoa; Arthropoda; Malacostraca; Decapoda; Penaeidae
Exons: 6
Coding region: 74-898 (274 amino acids)
Biological process (GO): biosynthetic process
Source: RefSeq, a predicted model, not a curated record